Messenger RNA from Hymenoscyphus albidus, 793 nucleotides. NCBI's taxonomy places the organism in Eukaryota, Fungi, Ascomycota, Leotiomycetes, Helotiales, Helotiaceae. The record is from the annotation of a GenBank genome assembly.
AUGAGUUCCUUACCAGUAGAAGCUCCAAAGUUUUCACCCUUUCUCCUCUUUCUCCCACAGACCCCAUCUCAGAAAAACCUCAUCCUAGUCCCCAGUCCCCUCGCCAUAACUACCUCCUCCUACCGGACCCUCUACCGUUCCGUGCAUGCCUCACCUGAAUUUUUCAUGAUGGGUUUCGGACCAUCUUGGCCUCCCAAGAAUUGGAGCGAUAAAGAGACCGAGGCGUGGAUGAGACGAUGUGAUGUCGAUAAAUCCUGGGGUCCACGGGGAAUGGGAGAUUUUGCUAUCGGCCUUCUGCCUGGAAAGAUAGAGAAUUCAGGUCGGGAGGGGGGUGCAAGCGGGUUGAGAAUCUUGAAAGAGGGGGAAUGGGAGAGUUUUAUGGAGGCUCGAGGUGGAGAGGGGCCGUUCUUGGAGGGGUUGGAAUAUGUGGGGUAUGCGGGGAUUAGAGAUGCCACUACCACUUCUCUUGUAUCUGUUGGUCGCCCAGAGACCUUCCCGGGCUAUUUGGAGAUGAUCGAGCUGAGGUACGGCAUCGCGCCUGAAUACUGGGGACGAGGCCUUGCGAGGACUGCAGCGGAGGGGGUUAUGGAGUGGGGUGUUUUCGAGCGCGGGGUUAGAAGGUACAUUGCCGAGACCGAGAAGACGAAUGUAAGAAGCGGGAGAGUGGUAGAGAAGAUGGGAUUCCAAAAACUGAAGACGAAUUACUUUCAAAAUGAAAGUGAGUUUGAGUGGGGGAUUGGAUGCAGCGAGGUUCUCAGACCAGGGAAGAGGGAAGAAACCGGGGAAGGCGUGA